Vicia faba (fava bean) is the source of this 1113-nucleotide messenger RNA. Lineage: Eukaryota; Viridiplantae; Streptophyta; Magnoliopsida; Fabales; Fabaceae. The record is from the annotation of a GenBank genome assembly.
AUGAGGUGUAGUAGCUGUUUUAGAACAUUGUCUAUAAAGAAGGAAAAACAACCUUCUAAUUAUAUUUCCAGUGAAAUUGAAGGCUAUUCUUUGGAUAAUCUUAAGCAUUUUUCUGAUAAAGAAUUGAGAUUAGCAACCGAUAAUUAUCAUUUAAGCAAUAAGAUUGGAAGAGGAGGUUUUGGAACUGUUUACAAGGGGACACUAAAAAAUGGAAGAAAGAUAGCGGUGAAGCCUCUUUCUGUUGGAUCAAAGCAGGGAGUUCGUGAAUUUUUGACAGAAAUUACAACCUUAUCAAAAGUUAAACAUUCAAACCUUGUUGAAUUGGUUGGAUUCUGCAUUCAAGGGCCGAAUCGUACCGUAGUUUACGAGUAUGUCGAAAAUGGCAACCUUCAUACCGCAUUACUCGGCAAAAAGAGUUCAAGCAUCAAACUAGAGUGGAGAGAAAGAUCUUCUAUUUGCGUCGGUACCGCGAAGGGUCUCGCAUAUCUUCAUGAAGAACUUGCACAACAUAUUGUACAUAGAGACAUUAAAGCUAGUAAUGUGCUGCUUGACAAAGAUUUUAGUCCCAAAAUUGGUGAUUUUGGAAUGGCCAAAUUAUUUCCAGAUGAUAUUACUCAUAUCAGCACGAGAAUCGCCGGAACAACUGGUUACUUAGCACCGGAAUAUGCAUUAGGUGGACAGUUAACCAAGAAGGCUGAUGUAUACAGCUUUGGAGUUCUUAUACUUGAAAUAAUUAGUGGCAAAAGCAGCUCAAAGACAAAUUGGGAUGGAUCACAUGAAUUCCUCUUAGAAUGGGCAUGGCAACUACAUGAAGACAAGAAAUGGUUGGAGUUAGUAGAUCAAGAGAUGGAAGAAUAUCCGGAGAAAGAUGUAAUCAAGUACAUUAAGGUUGCUCUUUUCUGCACACAAGCAGCCGCGAAAAGAAGGCCAUUGAUGACACAGGUUGUUGAUAUGCUCACUAAGGAAAUUCAGCUCAAUGAGAAGCAACUAACAGCACCAGGAUUGUUCAAUUAUGAUGUUGGAGAAUCCUCUCAAAAGAAAUCAAAUCCUGAAUCUGUAGUUUAUCACACAAGUUCUACUCAGGCUAGUAUUACUCAGGUCACUCCAAGGUGA